AUGUCCGAGGGAGAGUCUUGUACUCCCCAAGCAAGGGCAGAUACACAGCUAGAAGAUGUAGUGUUUGAUAAGAUAGAGCAGAGGUUAGUAGCCAGUAUGGGCUCUGCACGAGCCGACUCAGAAAAGAAAUAUGGUAUUGAGAGGUUUAAAGCCUUAGGGGCUGUGACAUUUGAAGGUACAACAGAUCCAGCUGAAGUUGAGUUGUGGCUGGAUGUAGUUGAAAAAUGUUUCAAUGUUAUGAGUUGUCUAGAGGACAGGAAAAUGGGAUUAGCCACCUUUCUACUACAGAAAGAAGCAGAGAAAUGGUGGAAAGUGAUAUCCGCCAGAAGAACCAGUACAGAUGUGAUGUUAUGGCCUGAGUUCAGGAAGGCCUUUGAAGAUAAGUAUUACCCCAGCUCGUUUCGGGAUGCAAAAAGAGAUGAGUUCCUUAGAUUAACACAGGGAACGAUGUCGGUGGCAGAAUAUGAGCAGAAAUUUAUAGAGUUAUCACAGUAUGCCCUGCUGAUUAUUGCUGAGGAAAGAGAUAGAUAUAGGAAAUUUGAACAAGAUGUUGAGCAGUUGCCAAGAGGCAAUGAGGCUGUGGUAAGGCCUAGAGACAGGGGAUUUCGAUCUCCGGUGGCAACCCAGACUAGUGGAAGCCAUUUUAGGGGAACCAAUUGGCAGGGAUCCAAGAAAAGGAAAAUGAGACCCUCGGCCGGUGCAGUUAGUCGGUCAGAGAUGCCACGAGUUGGUGAGUCAGUAGCUAGCACAGACAGAAGACCGACAUGCCCUAGUUAUGGCAAGAGGCAUUUUGGGGCAUGUUAUAGUGGCAAAGGUGCAUGUUUCCAAUGCGGACAAAUAUGGCAUGUCAAGAGGGACUGUUCCCAGAUGAACAGGGAUGUUCCAAUAGCAUAA
Benincasa hispida (wax gourd) is the source of this 894-nucleotide messenger RNA. The record is from RefSeq and is a predicted model, not a curated record. NCBI's taxonomy places the organism in Eukaryota, Viridiplantae, Streptophyta, Magnoliopsida, Cucurbitales, Cucurbitaceae.